Blepharisma stoltei is the source of this 1359-nucleotide messenger RNA. NCBI's taxonomy places the organism in Eukaryota, Ciliophora, Heterotrichea, Heterotrichida, Blepharismidae. The record is from the annotation of a GenBank genome assembly.
AUGGCAAGGUCGACCCAAUUGAAAGCAUGUUUUAUAAUUUUCUGUCUUUCCUUUGGCAUUACUGCUUAUUCUCCUCUUGCAAAAUGGGUUUUUACCCCAAACAAUCUAGUAAAUGGGAAGAUCAAUGACUUAUCUUCUUAUAGCAAUACUCCUUUCCAAAAAUCAGAAGGGAGUAUAGCUUCAUCUGAUGUAACUUGCAAAGGUCUUCAUACAUAUAAGGAUACUUCCAAUGCUUUCUACUAUGGAACAGUAAGUGCUAUUACUUCGUCCACAGUAGAGUUUGGUGUAAGUAUAUGAAUGAGCUCGCAAGGCAAUGGAGUCCCAUUUCAAAUUGUUACAGCUCUCGAUAGAAGUUCAGAAUAUUCUAUCUGAUUUAAGAAUCCGGAAAUCUAUGUAUUUCAGUUGUAUGGAGGCAAAACUGAAGUUCCUAUUUCCCAAGGUAUGUUUUAUAUAGGAAAAUGAGUAUUUUUGGUAUUUAAUUUUGUUAAAUCUCAAGACAUUUGGACUUGGACAGUUAUCUCUCCAGAGUUUUCCACUUUUAGUUUAACUAGUUAUGGUAUCCCAGGGAAUAUAAUCAAAAUUGCAUGAGGAUCAGAUGCAUACUUUUAUGAGAUUCAACUCUUCAUAAAAGGUGCUAUAAAUUCGCCUAUUGUCACUUUAUAUGAUAGCUCUGAUGCUAAUUAUGAUGCUACAACUUCGACUUGUCUAGCUUCUUGCACAAAUUAUUGCCACCCCGAUGUGGGAUGCUUGAGCUCAGCAGCUUGCCCAUGCCCGACACUUUGCAAAUGCCCUGCAGAUGAUGGAGUGUGCUCGUCUUGCAACGAUCCAAAUAGUGUCCUUGCAAAUAAAUGUCAAUGUAAAACUAAUUAUGCUCUCGAAGGACUUACUUGCGUCUUAAGUAAUUUUCAUUUAGAAUAUCCUCUUGAUUGUGCACAAUGAACAUCAGACAAGGUAUGCACUCAAUGCAAUCCAAACUUUUUCCUCUAUAAUAGUGGCUCUUCUAUAAGCUGCUUAGGUAAUUUUUAUUUAGCUUGUGACUCAUGCACUUCUUGCAAUGCUAGUCCUACUUGCUUUAAAUGUACUGAUUUAAUUUCUCAAGCUGGAAACUCAUGCAGAGUUGACUCAAUUGGGUACAAGCUUAGCUUUGUCUCUCCAAACAUUAUUGUUGACUUCGCCUAUCCAUUGGCAAAGGCUCUAAAAAUAAGUAGCCUACAAGCAGCAACUACUAAUAACCAGGCUCUAGCCACAACUACUUGGGAAAUCCACUCACAAACUGUAAGCCAGCUGCAGAUUAGAACUGAUCUAACACUAAGCCAGCUCCCAAUCAAACUUAACUUCAGCUUUGAGCAGGAUGAUUAA